Molecule: messenger RNA, 3915 nt
Organism: Protopterus annectens (West African lungfish)
Lineage: Eukaryota; Metazoa; Chordata; Ceratodontiformes; Protopteridae
Gene: AXIN1
Product: axin 1
Exons: 11
Coding region: 411-3032 (873 amino acids)
Biological process (GO): negative regulation of canonical Wnt signaling pathway
Source: RefSeq, a predicted model, not a curated record
CCCAUACUGACAGAAACCGCUGGGGGCGCGCAACUAGAGGCACGGAGGCGAGCACCAGUAUGAACGAGUGUGAUCCCGAUAGUGGCCAACGGUAGCGCUGGCCCUCUCCUUUCCCCCCUGUGCUGUGGGUUUGUGUUGAGUGAGAGAGUGUGUGAGACCGAGGAACGAAUGAGUGGCAGAUAUGGGGAAUUCGGUGUGUUUUCUUUCAGAAUCCCGAACUUCUACAACUCCGGCCUUCUGUUUGGCUGACAGCGGGCUGCGCCCGUGAGUACCGGGGGCUUCCAUGCUCUCGGCACGGAGAGGCGGCCGCUUCCAGGACAGCUGCAGCCCCAGUAGCACUCUCAACCAGCCGGUGGAUUUUGGUGUGCUGAAGUUGGAACUGUAUUGGUUUGGGCACAGAGGUUAUAAAAAUGAGUGUGAAGGGGAAGGGGUUCCCAGUGGACCUUGGUGGAAGCUUUACUGAAGAUGCACCAAGGCCGCCGGUCCCUGGUGAAGAAGGAGAGCUAGUAACAACAGAAACCAGACAAUGUAAUUAUGGCCUUUAUUCUGGAAAAAGUGAUGGGAUUAAAAAUGAUACAUCUACAGCAACACCAAGGAGACCAGAUCUGGACUUAGGAUAUGAACCUGAAGGAAGUGCGUCUCCUACUCCUCCUUAUUUGAGAUGGGCUGAAUCAUUGCACUCUUUGUUGGAUGACCAAGAUGGAAUUAACCUAUUUCGAACUUUUCUCAAGCAGGAAGAUUGCUCUGACCUCCUGGACUUCUGGUUUGCCUGUAGUGGCUUUAGGAAACUGGAGCCCAACGAUUCCAAUGAGGAGAAGAGAUUGAAACUGGCAAAAGCUAUCUUUAAGAAGUACAUCUUGGACAGUAAUGGGAUUGUGUCCCGGCAAAUCAAGCCUGCUACAAAAACCUUUAUAAGAGACUCUGUGAUGAGGCAGCAGAUUGACCCUGCCAUGUUUGAUCAGGCCCAAAUGGAGAUCCAGUCUAUGAUGGAGGAGAACACAUACCCUGUUUUUCUUAAGUCUGAUAUUUAUUUGGAAUAUACAAGGACAGGUGGUGAGAGUCCAAAGGGUUACAGUGAUCAGAGUUCUGGAUCAGGGACAGGGAAAGUUCUGUCUGGAUAUUUACCGACUCUCAAUGAGGAUGAGGAGUGGAAAUGUGACCAAGAUCCCAAUGACAAAAUUGGUGUGGAUGUCCCACCUGCCAGUGCACUUACUCGGAAUUUACUCCUUGAGACAGCACCCCAGCGUGCCACCCCUCCCAGAAGGUAUGAAGGAAGAGAAUAUAGGCAUGGUCACUGGAGAGAACCCGUUAAUCCCUACUAUGUCAACACAGGUUAUGCGAUGGCACCAGCUACUAGCGCCAAUGACAGCGAACAGCAGAGCAUGUCAAGUGAUGCAGAUACUAUCUCGCUUACUGACAGUAGUGUAGAUGGGAUACCACCAUAUCGUUUAAGAAAGCAGCAUCGGAAGGAGAUGCAAGAGAGUGCCAAAGCAAAUGGGCAUGUGCCUCUACCUCAUAUGCCUCGUACAUAUCGAAUACCAAAGGAUAUCCAUGUUGACCCAGAGAAGUUUGCUGCAGAGUUGAUAAGUCGUCUAGAGGGAGUAUUAAGAGAGCGAGAAGCAGAAGAAAAGUUAGAAGAGCGGCUGAAACGUGUGAGAGCAGAGGAAGAGGGUGAUGAUCCUGAUGUCUCCUUAGUUCCUUAUGUAAAUCACAAGUUGCCUGCUCCUCUAACCCUGCAUCAUUUUAAUGCUCGAUAUUCUGAAAUGGGGUGUGGUGGACUACAGUUACGAGAUGCCCAUGAGGAAAACCCAGAAAGUAUUCUAGAUGAGCAUGUCCAGCGUGUUAUGAAAACUCCAGGCUGUCAGUCACCUGGAACUGGACGGCAUUCACCCAAAUCACGUUCUCCUGAUGGUGUGCACAUUGGGAAAUCUCAAGGACUGGCAGGGACAGUACCUCCUGGACAAGGCAAGCAUGUCACAAAAUCUAGUAUAAAAGAAUCAACAAACUUGUAUCAUAAACAUGUUUACCACCAUAUUCAUCAUCACAAUGUGAUGAAGCCAAAAGAACAAAUUGAGGCAGAAGCCACACAGAGGGUACAAAGUAGCUUCUCAUGGAAUGUUGAUUCUCAUCACUAUGCAACAAAGUCACGCAAUUAUGCUGAAAGCAUGGGCAUGGCUCCAAAUCCUUUGGAAUCUUUGAACUAUGGGACAAAAAACAACACGCUGUCAAAACGAAAUGCAAAGAAGUCCGAGUCUGGAAAACCUGAGAGUUGUAACUAUGAAACACCUCUGCAAUCAGAAGAUAUGGAGAGGAACCAGAAAAUAUUACAGUGGAUAAUGGAAGGGGAGAAGGAGAUCAGUAGACACAAGAAGACAUCUCAUGGAUCUUCUGGAAUUAAGAAACAGCUCACUCAUGAAAUGACCAGGCCAUUGUCCAUUGAGAGACCUGGAGCAGUACAUCCAUGGGUUACAGCUCAGUUGCGCAACACUGUUCAGCCAUCCCAUCCAUUUGUCCAGGACCCAGCCAUGCCCCCGAACCCAGCACCAAAUCCCCUGACCCAGCUGGAGGAAGCUCGCAGGAGGCUUGAGGAAGAAGAGAAGAAAAUAGGAAAACUGCAGUCAAAACAGAGGUAUGUACAAGAGGUUAUCCAGCGGGGUCGCACUUCUGUCAGGCCAGCUUGCAUUCCUCUGCUGAAUGUGAUACCAGCUGUCUCGGAGAUGGAUCUCUUCAAGUCUGAGCACAAACCUCAAAAAAGAGCAGGUAGUGGAGCACCCCAGUCAUGUGAAAACAUUGUGGUCGCAUACUACUUCUGUGGAGAGCCAAUACCCUAUAGAACGUCUGUGAAGGGGCGUGUGGUCUCCCUUGGACAAUUUAAGGAAUUGCUUACCAAAAAAGGGAACUACAGGUAUUAUUUUAAGAAGGUGAGCGAUGAGUUUGACUGUGGCGUGGUGUUUGAAGAAGUACGAGAGGACGAUGCUGUCUUGCCAAUUUUUGAAGAAAAAAUAAUUGGAAAGGUGGAGAAAAUAGAUUAAGCUCCAGGACAGAAGACUACAAGAGCAGAGAAAGGAAAAGAGCAGUUGACUGGUUAACAGUGAUGAGAAGGGGCAUUUGGUACUUUGCCUUGUUGGUGGUCACAGUGCACUGGGGAGAGAACUAAGGGGAAGCUGGUGGCUGAUUGAGGCUUCCACUUUCAAGUCUCAACUAAAAUGUAUUUUCCUUCAGCCGUUUGCUUCAGACAGUGGGGUCCAGUCCCACAUUUUUCCAUUGGAUGUUGCUGUGUGCAAGCGAACAAGAGCACCAUAGCAUUUCCAUUUUUUUUUUUCAAAAUAACUAAUUGUAAUGUAGCAAAUUGUACAGAUGUAUUAGAGAAAUAUAAUAUGAAUCUGUUUACUAAAGUGACAUAUUUUUGAUAUAUUAUAAUGGAAGGAAAAUUAGUAUUUCCACUAUAACAGUGCUCUUAAGAAGUUAUGGAAUUACAGGUACUUUGAAAGUCGACGUAUGUGUAUAGUUCAGAUACAACACUUUUAUGUUGGUCCAGACUUUCAAAAAUGUUCAACUUUUUCUCUCCCUCCCGUUUGUGGCCAUGUUAGUUUACUCUUUGUUAACAAUGAAAUGUCCUGUUCCCAUAAGAAGAAAAAAGUUUACAGAAUCGGCCAUUCUUUGGUGCUUAUGUUCAACACCAUUUGUUGAACCUGCAUUGGGGUUGGUCUUUAUGGUUUAAUGUUACAGGGACCUUGUUAAAUAGUUCUCAGCACUGCUAUUUUUGCAGAUGUACUGGUUUUGUUUUCAGCAUAGUCUCUCUCAUUCUGAUUAUCUUGAAUGCAUAUUUUUGCAAGAAAGUAAAGAAGCAGGGAAAAGAUCAGAACUGAAUUACUGGAAAUAUUUUUAAAAUAAACAAGUUGUCAUUUCAGAGUA